Messenger RNA from Raphanus sativus (radish), 5064 nucleotides. RefSeq lists its product as uncharacterized. The transcript has 4 exons. The coding region runs from base 1 to 5064 and encodes 1687 amino acids. Gene Ontology annotation, molecular function: zinc ion binding; catalytic activity; nucleic acid binding. The record is from RefSeq and is a predicted model, not a curated record. Lineage: Eukaryota; Viridiplantae; Streptophyta; Magnoliopsida; Brassicales; Brassicaceae.
AUGAAGAAGAAGAAACCCAAAAAGUCUCCGACCAAAGCAUCGCCUAGCUCAACCUCGAAAUCGCCGCCGAAGUCUGCGAAGGCCUCGUCUCAGACGAAAUCGAUCUCUGAUGAAAAGGUCUUACCUGAAUCGGACCCUACGAUUGUUUCUGAUGCCCGUCUCGACCCUGUGGCCGUCCCGGUUGCUCAACAAUCGUCUGAAACUGUAGAUCUGGAUACUCACCAAAGCGUCAUCCCGACACCAGAGACAGUGAUCGCCGUUAAAUCGGCUGAUCCAUCUCCAGUUUGCGUUGACACUGACACCACAAACAAAGAGUCGAGCUCCGGUGGUAAAGACCUAAGCUCCUCUGAAACAGCCCUGGAAAAGGAACCCCGUCUGCAAACCGACAUCUCCUCCGGUGAAAUGUUAGAAGUAGCGAAUGCUGAUGCCAAGGUGUUAACUUUGAGCUCGCAGGAUGCUGAAUCUGCACCUCUUUUGGCUCCUCUAGCUGAUCGAGUAACAGAGAAAAUGAAGAACAAGCCAGUACCAGGUGAUGAAAUAAACGCAGUUCCGGCGGAAGCUCCUGCUCCUCCUCAGAACAAGACUUCGGAGGACACCUGGUGUGCUCACGCAAGAGGAAAGCGCCUCUCCAGGAAAGGUGAAGCUUUCACUCUCCCUACGGGUGAGGCGUGUAUUAUGAUCCCCAAUUCUGUGAUUGAGAAGAACCGGAAGUCUUGGGAACCUUUCGUCCUGGGCCAGUUCUAUUCGGACCCUCCCUCUCAAGGCACGCUUCAUAACAUAGUUAACGGUAUUUGGAGCAGGAACUACAGAGAUAUUGCAGUGUCGAUAAUGGAAGGCUUCGCUUUUCUUUUCAGAAUUCCGAAUGCAGCAACUCGUCAUAGGGUCAUCACUCAGCGUCUAUGGCAAAUCGAAGGUCAAACUAUGUUUGUAGACAAAUGGGAACCGGGAGUGGUGCCGUCAAAGCCUGAGCUCAAGUCGGCUCCUAUCUGGUUGGAGCUCCGAAAUGUUCCUCUUCAGUUCUUCAAUGAAGACGGGCUGGAACGUAUCGCUGGCUUGGUAGGUCACCCGAAGUUCUUGCAUCCCUCAACUGCCAACAAAACAAAUCUCGAAGUUGCAAAGGUCUUCACUAUAAUUGAUCCUAGGAAGCCGCUUCCAGAAGCCGUGAAUGUUCAGUUUCAGUCGGGAGAAGUCAGCAGAGUGUUGGUUUCUAGUCCGUGGAUGCCGCCAGUUUGUGAGCUUUGUAAGGAAGUGGGGCAUGUUUCAAAGAGAUGCCCAUCUGCGAUCAAGUCCUGCUCUCACUGUAACCUAGAGGGUCAUGUCUACGAGAAGUGCCCGCAGAACAAGAAAAGCGAACCCAAAGGAAAGAAAACUCGAAGGGGAAGAUCAAAGGAGAAGCAGGUUUGGAAAGUAGUUGAACAAUCAGACAUUAACAAGGUUGAGAUACAACCUCCUGCCUCUAGCGAGGGAGCAAACUUGCAGAAGGAGGUGGUGCACACAGAGGUUGCGCUUACCUCAAAGCUUGGUACAGAGAAAGAUAAGGUGGUUGGGGAAUCGAGUGCUACACCGUCCUAUCUGCUACCUGUAAGAUCAAAGAGUCGUUCUGGUCGCUCAGCUUCUGGUAUCUCGAUUUCAUCUCACUCUGAUAUUCAGCCUGAUUCUUCGGAUGUGGAGACAUCAGACUCGGACUUAGAGGAAGGUGAGCUAAGUAAGCACGACAUGGAACUUGGAUAUCAGAUUGGAUGGUUGACUGACGACAACUAUGGUUUCUCCCCGCUGGGGAAGAUAUGGCUUGUCUGGCACCCCUCCCUCUUGGUCACUAUUAUAUCCAAGUCCCUUCAAAUGAUCACGGCUGAGGUUACUUGGCCUUCUCUGCAAACAAAUGUGUUCAUCUCGGUUGUCUACGCUUCUAACGAUCCGAAGGAGCGCUCUCUUCUGUGGUCUGAGCUGACAGAUUUAGCUACUUCUCAAGGUAUGGAUGAUAAACCCUGGCUUAUACUAGGCGACUUUAACCAGAUCAGAGACCCCAUGGAACACUCCCUGCCUCCAACACUCAAUAUGGACAAGAGGAUUCGAGAGUUCAACCAAUGCCUCUUGGAUGCAAGCGUGGAAGAUCUUAACUUCAGAGGCACAACUUUUACCUGGUGGAACAAGAGGAAACUUGCACCUUUGGCUAAGAAGCUUGACAUGAGCUUGGUAAAUGAUGAAUGGUACAAUAUUUUUCCUUCUUCUGUGGCCUUUGUCGGCACUCCAGGUUUCUCGGAUCACGCAGUCAUCACUGUCGUUCUGGAGCCGCAGAAGAUAAGGUCUAAGAAGCCUUUCAGAUUCUACAAUUAUCUCACGCUAAACUCGGACUUCCUUGCGACUGUCUGCACCAAUUGGUAUUCGUUCAACGUCACUGGAUCCGCUAUGUACCGGGGACACAACUACUCGGGAAUUGAGAAGAAAACUGCUCAGGCACAGGAAAGACUGCAACAGGCGCAGCAAGCAAUGCUCUCCCUUCCUUCAUCUUCUAAUGCUGCUAUAGAGCUCCAGGCUCAGCAUGAAUGGGAAGAGUUAUCUGUAGCGGAGACAGCUUUCUUCUAUCAGAAAACGAGCAUAAACUGGCUCCAGUAUGGCGAUGGUAACUCCAGGCUUUUCCAUCGUUAUGCAGCCUCCCGACAGGCCAUCAAUCACAUUCACUUUCUACUAACAGACACGGGCGACAGGGUGGAGACUCAGGAUGGUAUACAAGCUCUCUGUAUCGAUUAUUUUCAUGAGCUAUUGGGAAGCCAGGUAGCGGAACCGAUGUUCAUUCAAUCCGAUCUUGACCUGCUUUUUGACUUCAAAUGCUCGGCUGAUGAGGUUAUGUCCUUUCAAAAGCCCUUCUCUGCGGAGGAUAUAAAGGAUGCGUUUUUCUCUUUACCAAAGAAUAAAUCAGGAGGACCGGAUGGAUACUCAUCGGAGUUCUUCAUGGCUACAUGGUCUGUUGUUGGGGCUGAGGUAACCGAGGCAAUCUUCGAAUUCUUCAAGUCUGGAAAAAUUCUUAAGCAGUGGAACGCAGCAAAUCUGGUCCUUAUUCCUAAGAAGCUAAACGCGGCUGUAACAACAGAUUUCAGGCCGAUUUCUUGUCUCAAUACUGUUUAUAAGGUCAUAGCCAAGCUGCUAGCCUCGAGGCUGAAGGAGAUCCUCCCGGCGGUGGUUUCAAAUUCCCAAUCCGCUUUCCUCCCGGGAAGACUGCUGGCAGAAAAUGUAUUACUGGCCACUGAGCUUGUAAACGGGUACAACACUCAAGCUCUCUCCCCUAGAGGCAUCUUAAAAGUAGACUUGCGGAAAGCUUUCGACUGUGUGCGGUGGGACUUCCUUUUAGCCGCUCUUCGGGCUAUUGCAAUUCCUGAAAGCUAUAUCUGUCUUAUCUCCGAAUGUCUAUCUACGGCGUCAUUCUCGGUGUCAGUCAACGGAGCCACCAGAGGUUUCUUUCAAAGCACCAAAGGAAUACGGCAGGGGGAUCCGCUCUCGCCUUAUUUGUUUGUGCUUGCGAUGGAGGGACUAUCUAGAUUACUUCUCUCGCGAUAUGAAGAAGGUCUGAUUGGCUAUCAUCCAGGGACAGUGAACCUCAAGAUUUCUCAUCUAAUGUUCGCCGAUGAUGUUAUGGUAUUUUUCGAUGGAACCAGUAGCAGCUUACAUGGAAUAUCUGAGUGUCUUGAUGACUUCGCUACAUGGUCUGGCCUCCAAAUGAACCCUUCGAAGACGGAGUUGUUCACCUCAGGAAUCGACCAAACGGAAUCAGCUGCUAUUGUUAGCUACGGAUUCCCUUCUGGUAAGUUCCCGGUGAGAUACCUAGGUCUUCCUCUCAUGAGCAGGAAGCUAAAAAUCUCAGAGUACGCUCCAUUAGUGACCAAGAUUACUGCGAGAUUUCAAUCCUGGUCUGCAAAGAUCUUGUCGUUUGCUGGGAGAUUACAGUUGUUAAAGACAGUAAUAUUUGGCAUUGUAAGCUUCUGGUUAUCAGCUUUUAUUCUUCCGAAAGGAUGUAUCAAGAGCAUCGAAUCGCUAUGCUCCAGGUUUCUGUGGUCAGGAAAUAUAGAGAAGAGGGGAGUUGCAAAAAUCGCAUGGACUACAGUCUGCUUACCUAAAGACGAAGGAGGCCUUGACCUUAGGAAUUUCUCUAUUUGGAAUCAGAUGGUAGAAGCUUCAUCAUCGGACUCUUGGGUCUGGAAAAAGCUUCUCGAUCUGAGACCAUUGGCUCUUCAGUUCUGUAAAAUCAGAUUGGGUGAUGGCAAGAGCGCAAGUUUCUGGUAUGAUGUGUGGUCUCUUUUUGGCCAGUUGAUAAAUCACAUUGGACUCUCUGGUCCUAGAGCUCUGCGUGUACGACAUAACGCGGUGGUGGCGGACGCAAUAAAUGGUCAAAAUUGGUUGCUCCCGCAACCUAGAUCCCAAAAGGAAGUGGAGCUCCACAUUUUUCUUACAACUAUUUCCUUGCCUCUUUCUUUGAAUGAGAAUGAUGUUUAUGAAUGGCAUGCUGGUGAUACUUCUUUGCUUGAUUUCAGGUCCUCCUCCACGUGGGAAGUGCUGAGACCGAGAGAGGAAGUUAAAGACUGGGUGGACGUUGUAUGGUUCAAAGGUGCGGUUCCAAAGCUAGCGUUCACGAUGUGGGUUACAAAUCUAGACAGGCUGCCGACUAGAGCGAGACUUGCUGCGUGGGGACUUCCUGUCUCACCUACCUGUCCACUCUGUUCCACUCAUGAUGAAACCAGAGAUCACCUAAUGCUUGCCUGCGCAUUCAGUAGGGAGGUCUGGCGCGAGGUGCUCACCAGAUGCCGAUCACCACAUGCUAUCUUUACCUGUUGGGCUGAGCUUCUCUCUUGGAUCAGGUCGCCUACCUCAAAGAAGUUCACCCUGUUGAGGAAAUUGGCGGUUCAGACUGUCACCUUUCACUUGUGGAAGCAGCGAAAUAAUCUUGUUCAUAAUCAAGCAUCAAUUCCGGCUUCAGCAGUGUUCAAAGGAAUUGACAAAGAACUGAGGAACAUAAUCUCAGCCAGGAGAUCUAGGAAAAGUUUCAAGACUAUCAUGACAAUGUGGUUGAGAUAG